AUGGAUACUCCUCUUUCGGCCCAGGAGGCAAUUAAGGAGCUCAAUGGCUCGCAAUUGGCCGGAGAUACGAUCACCGUCGAACUGGCCAAAUCAGAGGUCGAGGGUGGGGUAAGCGAUGGCGGUGUUCGUCGCUCCUCUUUUCGUCGCUUUGAUAACAACCGAUAUUAUCCCGAUUCUGACCGUCCCCGCCCAUUUCGAAAUGGACCUGAUGUUGAAGAGUAUGGCAGGCGGAACUAUAACAGAUAUGAUUCUCGAGAUGGUCUGGAUUCCAGAAAUCUCUACGAAAGGGGCAGAUAUGAGUAUGGGCCCAGAGACCGCUUUGAUCCCCGAGGCGAAAGAGAUGUCGGCGGACGCCGUGGGGGCAUGCUGCCUCCUCCGCCGCCCCCCGGUUCAGGCUCUUCUGUUUCCGCGUCUUAUAAUGACCCUGCUUCGCCUGCCCCAUCGGGAGCACUUCGAAUGGAUCGUGAAAUGAGGGGAGGUGGGGCUCCACCUCAUUAUCGCCCUGAUGAAUAUUACCCACCUCCUGGCGACUAUCGGGGUCGUGAUGGUUUCAAUGCUCGUCGUCGCGCAUAUUCACCACCGGGCGGAUUUCAUGAAAGACCGCCCUCCAUGAGAUACCCGCCAGAGGAUGACCGCUAUGACUACCCACGUAGAGGCGGCUACGGACCUGGAGCAAACCCCAGCGAGUUUGGCGGAAGAAAUCCGCCUGAAUAUGAACCAUCUCGUCGCGGUACUUCAGAAGAGGAUGGCUCUCGUCGUUAUCGUGAUAACAGAUCAAGAUCUCCGGCAUCUCGCUUUGACAAUCCUCGCUCUCCUCCUACUAGCAACCCCUCGAGCAGAUUUGAGCAACCCUCGUCUAUUGCUCCGGGUUCUGAUGCUCAGCGCACCUCCUCUUGGGGCUCGGGCUACUCCUCGCCCAGCAGAAGAACACAGGGAAGCUCUUUCAAUAAUGAUGACGUCCGCUCUCCCAGCCCCGUCGCUCAAUACUACGAAGAUAUGUAG
This is a messenger RNA of Mitosporidium daphniae, 1002 nucleotides long. RefSeq lists its product as uncharacterized. Lineage: Eukaryota; Fungi; Microsporidia. The record is from RefSeq and is a predicted model, not a curated record. Gene Ontology annotation, molecular function: nucleic acid binding. The transcript has 2 exons. The coding region runs from base 1 to 1002 and encodes 333 amino acids.